UCAGAGCCUUGUUUUUUGAUAACACUGUUCAUGAACAAUAACAGUACUACCUCCGUGACGUCAUCUGCUCGCCAAAGUGCCAUCACUUUGGGCCAAAUAUUUGUCAUCAGUGCCGCAGGCUGUUGUUUGCUUGAUUUGCCGCUGCCCUGAUGUGAUUGAACACAGGCUGCUAAUCCCUGAAACUGCUCCACGGCGUUAUAUAGCGCGCGCGGCCUCGGCUCGGGCGCACGAGCGUCACGGCGGCACGUUGUCCUGAGCAGAAUGGAAAACGGAGGAGGAAGUAAGUUGCCCCAGGGGUCUCAACAGAGCACCUGCCCGGCUCACAGCAAGGGUCCCGAGACCGGAGGGGUCUCUGGGCGUCACUGGGAAGACGCGGACCACUCUGUAAACCCAGCGGCGGACUCGCCGGGCAGUGACUCCAGAGGCGUCCGCUCUCUGGAAGGAGCGCACAGGCGGAGGGGCGCGAGCGAGAGGGCACGCGCGCUACGCGUGAGUAUAAACGCGCGCGAGCGCAGGCGCAUGCACGACCUCAAUGAGGCGCUGGAUGAGCUGAGGGCCGCCAUGCCGUACCGAGCCGGACCCACCGCUAAGAAACUGUCCAAGAUCGCCACGCUGCUGCUGGCCAGAAACCACAUCCUCCUGCAGGCGCGCGCGCUGGAGCAGAUGAGCAGGAUGGUGGGGCAGCUGAAGGCUGGACACUAUGUUAGCGCAGGAGGCGACGGUCAGCGCGGGUCCCUGGACAAUGUGAUAUAAGAGACGGCGCUUCUGUUUCCUCUGGGCCAGUCUUUGAUCAUUUGACCUUUUAUUGAUUCUCUUGGUUUCUUUCAUGUGAGAACUUUCCCUAAGAAGCUAUGACGAAGAAGCAUUUAGGACCUUCUCUUUAUCGAGAAUGCUUUGAGAUAGAUAGAUAUGUAUGGAUAUAGAUAUAGAUAUAUAUGUACACACACACACACACAUGGUAGU
Pygocentrus nattereri (red-bellied piranha) is the source of this 963-nucleotide messenger RNA. RefSeq names its product class E basic helix-loop-helix protein 22. NCBI's taxonomy places the organism in Eukaryota, Metazoa, Chordata, Actinopteri, Characiformes, Serrasalmidae. The record is from RefSeq and is a predicted model, not a curated record. The transcript has a single exon. The coding region runs from base 262 to 753 and encodes 163 amino acids. Gene Ontology annotation, molecular function: protein dimerization activity.